Molecule: messenger RNA, 3735 nt
Organism: Hyaloperonospora brassicae
Lineage: Eukaryota; Oomycota; Peronosporomycetes; Peronosporales; Peronosporaceae
Source: the annotation of a GenBank genome assembly
AUGGGCGGAACGCGCCGCUCGCUCGUCGCAGCAGUCGUCGGCGCCGCUCUGCUGAGCGUCCCGUUGCUCUCCAGUGCGAACGCAAAAGCGCUCGUCGACGCGCGCGGGCUGCAGUUUGUCUCGCGCGACGCGUUCUGCGCCUACCACUGCAGCCGCGCGCACGUCCAUCAGGUGUAUCGCCACUUGCGCGCGCAGUCUGAAUGCCUCGAGGCCGUCUGUCCCGCGUACUUUGACGAUCGCGGCGCUCCUACUGCACCGCCGUCUGCUGUUCGCCGUCGCUUGCGGCCGAGCGUAGCGUUCCCGCGAUCCACUGACGACCGCUCGUCGGCGCUGGACGAAGCCGCUGUGGUCGCCGACGUGCACGCAGCGACGGAAGACGGUAAGAACGUGACGAUCAUCAGCGUCGUCUCGUGCGCGAGCGUCACGGACAUUACGCUGAGCAUCGGCGAUCCCGAGCAAGACGAGUUCGCCGGCUUUUACACGGCGUUCUCCACAGCGUACGACGCGAUGCUCGCGGGCGCGAACGCCACGUUCGACGCGUGUCAGCUGCAGUUCCUGCAGAAGGAGCUGCUCGCGACGUACGCGACGGCUGACUUGGUCGACGCGGCCGACGUGAUGGAGAUCAAGCCGUCGCUCAUCAAGCUGCACGUGGCGCGCGACGAGCUCGCGUGCGUGCAGGCGAUCAAGUCCAUUUGGCCCGCGACGAGCGAGAGCCACACGCCGUUCUUGACGCGGAGCGACCAGACCACAGCGGCGGCCACAGUGCUGCUCGUGCACGUGAGUGCGGCGGUCGGCGACGCGAUCCUCGCGCUGCCGUGCGUCGAGAGCGUGACGGUAUUGCCGCCGAUUCUUAAGCUCAUGCCGUUCGCCAAGAGCUCGUACGCGCUGUCGCGCGACACGGCCAAGUCGCGCGAGGGGCCGGCGCUCGAGAUCCGCUUGGCCAAAGGUGCGGCGACGGACCGUGCGCUCGGCCGCUUGGCGACGCGCGUGACGCGGGCCACGGGGAUCGAGAACGUCAUCACGCGGCAGCGCGGGACGGCCGACACGGGCGGCGUGUUGCUGCAGGCGGCGCUGGACGACUACACCACGUGGACGCAGGUCGUGGCGCUCGUGCUGGACGACGAAGCCGUCGAGUGGGUCGACCUGCGGCCGGUCGUGACCACCAGUGCCGUGCACGGACUGCUGCCGGACGCGACCGGACUUGCGGCCGCGACUGGACGCACGGGCCGGAGACGGCUGGACGACUACGCGCAGGACGUCAUGGGCGUGGACGUCAUGCGCGCGCACAACAUCACGGGCAGCGAUAUCGUCGUGGGCAUCACGGACACGGGCCUGUACAUUGACCACGACCAGUUCGACCAGGCGUCGCGCGCCAUGUACGACCGCGCGGACCCGAGCGCGCGCAAGGUGCUGUACUACCAGACGUUUGCGAACGACGUGGACGAGGCCGAAGGCGUGACGUGCGGCCACGGCACGCACGUGGCGGGGAUCUUGGCCGGGAGCUCGUACAGCCACUUGCACGCGGACAUGGGCAUCGCCCCGAGCGCGCGCAUUGCGUUCAUGGACAUUGGCAACCAGGACGCCGCGUGCGCGGGCACGAACGGGUGCAAAGUGUCGCUCGAGACGCCGGGCGAAGUCGCGGACCUCAUGAACGCACAGGUCGACAUGGGCGCGCGCAUCUUCUCGUUCUCGUGGGGCACGGGCGCGAACGACUACAACACGCAGACGGCACAGGUCGACGAGUACAUCUACGACCACCCAGAGAUCCUGAUCGUCGUGGCCGCAGGCAACAGCGGCGAGAAGGGCCGCCACACGAUCAGCAGUCCAUCCGGCGCCAAGAACGUCAUCUCCGUGGGCGCGAGCCUCAACGCCGCGGCGUCGUUCGCGGCCACGCCGUGUGCGUCCGUCUUGAACGAGCACACGGUCGCGUCGUUCUCGUCCAUUGGGCCGACGCUCGACGGCCGACUGAAGCCCGACCUCGUGGCCCCCGGCAUGUCCAUGACGUCGUCGCAGUCGGAGCCGCCGGGCCAGAAGCUCAAGUCGUCGGCCGUGUGCCCGCUCCAGGGCACGUCGCAAGCCGCGCCCGUGAUCGCCGGCAUGGCCGUGCUCAUCUACGAGUGGCUGCGCGACGGCUGGUGGAAGAACGGCGUCAAGGACGCGGCCUUUGGCAUGAAGACGAUCCCGGCGUCGCUGCUCAAAGCGCUGCUGCUGCACAGCAGCGAAGCGAUGGCCCGGCGGCUGAUUGAACCGACGGCCGACGUCACGUCGUGCGUUGCGCUGGAAGCAGGCGCCAUGGCGCUGCCGGCGUACCCGGACUUUAACCAGGGCUACGGCAAGCCCACGCUGCUCAACCUCGUGUCGUUCCUCGGCCAGGACGACACGUCAGCAGCUUCGACGUCGUCUUCGUCGUCGUCUUCGGCUUCGUCUCCGCCGUCUUCGGGCACGACGAGCAGCAACUCCAUCUACUUCUUCCCCAACUCGUCGACGGGGUCCGAGCCGAGUGUGCUCGAGGGCAGCGAAGUGACGUUCCACUUCAUGCUGACGACGGGCGUGAACCUCCGCGUGACGCUCGUGUGGACCGACCCGCCGGGCUCGGUCGGCAGCAAAGCCACGCUGCAGAACGACCUCGACCUGACGCUGAAGGUCGCCAACACGUCCACGCGGUUCGACCCGCUCUCGGGCAACGGCUCGCGCGACGCCGUGAACAACGUCGAGAUGGUCGAAGUCUCGUACGACGCUGUGUUCGCGGCCGUCACGGCCGCCGGCAUGGACGUCGACCCCGACGGCUCGAUCUACGUCCAGGCCGUCGUCAGUGGCUACAGCGUCAAAGCCGGCGCGAACGCCACGACUACGGGUCAGAAGUUCUCCAUCGUGGCGUCGUCCACGCCGUCCGCCACGUCCGUCACGUUCCUCGACCCCACCCACGGGGCCUUUUGGCAGCCGUGGAUGGUCAUUGGCGCCAUUAUCGUCUCGACGCUCGUCGUGCUUUUGGUCAUUGCUGCGGCCUGGCGGACGCACGUGACCCGCUGCGCCCAUCGGUCGUUGAAGACAGCGGCCGCGCGGGGGGCCACCGCAAUGCCACGGACGGGUGCAACAGGUGCACUGUUUGGGCACAAGGGACUCAGUCGGCGCGACCAAAAGCUGCGCGCGAACGGCGAAGCGUUUACGCCAGUGCCCGUUCCGCUCUGUCCGACGGCAGGCGACUACUGCAACGUACCGACUGCAGGAGCGAUGCAGCAGCAGCGCCCGAUCAUUGAGACGGCAAUAAGAGGGGCAGAUGACCGGAGCAGUCGACGACGGACGGACUUUGACCCGUCCGCGGUGGGUGUCCGUGCACCGAGUCGACGAGCAGCUACUGCAACAACUGCAACUUCAACUAUAACUUCAACUAUAACUACCUCUGGACGGACGAAUGCACUUGCGUCGGUGGAAAAGCCGCCGCGGCUCAUGUCGGCGCGACAGGGCAACUACGCGCACGAGGCGAUCCAUCUCGAGCCGCCAAAGCCCUCGUCGCGUCGACAGGACGAGUUCAGUGGUGUUAAACGUGAGGAAAGUGAUGGGACACUGCGACGGAUCGAGUCGCGACGCGAGCGCCCAAAGAGCGAGCGGAGUGGAGACGGUGCAAGUGACCGCGAACGAGUGCGUAGUGCGCGGAAGAACGCGUCGGUCAAGACGUCGGCCACGCCGCCGCCGUCGUCGUCACGUCGGAAUCGACUGUCUUCUCAAGAUCUAUGA